This is a messenger RNA of Ochotona princeps (American pika), 1396 nucleotides long. It is a transcript of the gene NEIL1, whose product is annotated as nei like DNA glycosylase 1. The transcript has 10 exons. The coding region runs from base 134 to 1273 and encodes 379 amino acids. Gene Ontology annotation, molecular function: damaged DNA binding; DNA-(apurinic or apyrimidinic site) endonuclease activity; zinc ion binding. The record is from RefSeq and is a predicted model, not a curated record. Gene Ontology annotation, cellular component: nucleus. Gene Ontology annotation, biological process: base-excision repair. Lineage: Eukaryota; Metazoa; Chordata; Mammalia; Lagomorpha; Ochotonidae.
GGGCGGGGCCGGCCCUAAACGGGACCAGCCGGGUGACUUCCUGCAACCGCAAUCAGCUGAGCACGGGUCUCGGAUCAGACCCCAGACCUCGCGGCGCCGGGCACCGCGCAGCCAGUGCACCCCCUGCCCCAGGAUGCCCGAGGGCCCCGAGCUGCAACUGGCCAGCCAUUUCGUGAACGAGGCGUGCGAGGGGCUGGUGUUCGGCGGGCGCGUGGAGAAGUCUGCCGUCAGUCGCAACCCCGAAGUGCCCUUCGAGAGCAGCGCCUACCGCAUCUCUGCCUCGGCACGCGGCAAGGAGCUGCGCCUGUGGCUCCGACCGCUGCCCGGGGCCGGGCCAUGCCAGGAGCCACUGGCCCUGGUCUUCCGCUUCGGCAUGACUGGCUCCUUCCAGCUGGUGCCGGGAGAUGAGCUGCCGCGCCAUGCCCACCUGCGCUUCUACACAGCCCCGCCGGGUCCCCGACUCGCAUUGUGCUUCGUGGACGUCCGCCGCUUCGGCCACUGGGAGUUGGGGGGCGAGUGGCAGCCGGGCCGCGGGCCCUGCGUCUUGUUGGAGUACGAGCAGUUCAGGGAGAAUGUACUGCGGAACCUGGCGGACAAGGCCUUCGACCGGCCCAUCUGUGAAGCCCUCCUGGACCAGCGAUUCUUCAAUGGCAUCGGCAACUACCUGCGGGCAGAGAUUCUCUUCCGGCUGAGGAUCCCGCCCUUCGAGCAGGCCCGCACGGUCCUGGAGGCCCUGCGGCAGCGGCGGCCGAGCCCAGAGCUGACCCUGAGCCAGAAGGUCAAGGCCAAGCUGCAGAACCCAGACCUGCUGGAGCUGUGCCACCUGGUGCCCAAGGAGGUGGUGCAGCUUGGGGGUAAGGGCUACGGGCCGGUGAACGGGGAAGAGGACUUCGUUGCCUUCAGGGCCUGGCUGCGGUGCUACGGUGUGCCAGGCAUGAGCAGCUUGCAGGACCGGCAUGGCCGCACCAUGUGGUUCCAGGGGGACCCAGGGCCUCUGGCGCCCAAAGGGCGCAAGUCACGCAAGAAGAAACUCCAGGAACCACAGCCGGAUCCUGUGUACAGGACAGAGGAUCCCCCAUCUCCAUGCAAGGCCCCUGCCAGGAAACCAAGGGCCAAGAAGCAUCUGUCGAAGAUGCCAGCCCAGCAGCCCCCACAAGCAGCUGAGGAGGGCAGCAGGAGGGGGCAGCCGGCGGUCUCAGGCCGCCGCAAAGCCCGGAAGAAGGCUGAGCCUGAGCCCCCACCCCUGGAGCCGGAGGUGGUCUCUGCCUCCUAGUGGGGGUUUCUUCUGUGGGGGGCUGCUCCCUGCACCCCUGUGAUGGUUUAGUGGUGCCCUAUUUUGGCAUUUUUUAAAGCCCACAUGGAAAAUGCUAUAUUUUAAAUAAAUGGAGAAACCUGA